UGUGGUGUUUUUUUUUCAUCCCCAUGAUGCAAUGCGAUCAAUGCGUUUCUACUUUUCUCUCUUCCAUCAUGUCGGCUGCUACCGAACCAAUGCAAGAACAAUCCAUGGAAUAUCAAAGCAAUCAUACCGGACUAGAGCCGAGCGAAGCUGAACUUAAAACGAAUGGAGAACAAGAUACAACAUAUGAUAACGCAGGAAACGACGCCAAGAUGUCUGAAGGGGAAGAUGCAACGGCUAGCGUCAAUGAGGUCGAAGAAGUCGUAAACGAGCAAGAACUAAAAUAUUGGAAGUCUGUGAAAGAGAAUCCUUCAGAUUUUACCAGCUGGACCUACCUUUUACAAUUUGUCGAGCAAGAGAAUAAACUCUCCUCUGCAAGAAAAGCAUUUCAAACUUUUUUUAAGAGGUACCCAUAUUGUUAUGGAUACUGGAAGAAAUAUGCAGACAUGGAACGAAAGAAUGGCAAUAUUGAGGCUGCAAAGGAGGUAUUUGAGCAAGGGGUGAAGGCCAUUGCAUGCAGUGUGGAUCUAUGGGUACACUAUCUCAACUUUUCUUCUCAGGCAACCAAAGGCCAACCUGAUGGCCCUGAAAUCAUGAGAAGAUUGUUUGAGAGGGCAAUUGCUACUGCAGGGCAAGACUUCCGCUCUGACAAGCUUUGGGAUGCUUACAUAGAAUGGGAGAAAAGCCAGGGUCAGCUGCAAAGAGUAACAGCUCUCUACGACAAGCUCUUUACUGUGCCAACCCAGAAUUACGCUCAACACUUUGAAAAAUUCAAAGAGCACAUCAACACUCACCCUGUAGCCAGUGUCCUGCAGACUGAGGAGCUGCUGAAGCUGCGAGCCGAGGUGGCUGCAGCUCCUCCUGGGGUGAUCUCAGAGGCAGAGCCACAGGUAGCUGUACCUGACACCACUCUCCCAGUUGACCCAGAAGCUGAUGAGGUAGCCCCUGGGACAGAGCUUGGACCGCCUGGUGAAGAACCUGGCAUUGUUUUACCAGAGAAUGAUGCAGAGACUGUUGCCAUUCGAGAGAAAGUGAUAGCUGCGAGAACAGAGAUCUUCAACAAGCUUGAAGAUGAAAUUCGCAAGUGCUGGGUGUUUGAGGACGCCAUCAAGAGGCCUUACUUUCACGUUAAACCACUUGAGAGAGUACAGCUAAAGAACUGGAGAGAUUACUUGGACUAUGAAAUUGCAAAUGGCGAACACAGAAGGGUGGUGAUAUUGUUUGAGAGAUGUGUGAUUGCCUGUGCCUUAUAUGAAGACUUCUGGCAGAGAUACGCUAGUUACAUGGAGAAUCACAGCAUUGCAGAGUGUAGUUCUAUAUACACAAGAGCUUGUACCAUCCAUCUUCCACGCAAGCCAAACAUUCAUCUUGCUUGGGCAGCCUUUGAAGAGAAAAAUGGGAACUGCAACAGAGCAUCUGAAAUCCUCAAAGACCUUGACAAUGCUGUCCCAGGUCUUGUUUCUGUUAAGCUGCGGCGUGUCAGCUUGGAAAGGCGGGCAAACAACUUGGAAAAGGCAGCUGAGCUAUUUGAGGAAGCUGUAGGAGAAUCAUCAGAGCAAGAAACCAAGUCUUUCUAUGCUGUCAGAUAUGCAAGAUUUCUAGCUAAGAUAAUGGGUGAUUGUGAAAAGGCGUGCACCAUUUUGAAACAAGCACUGGAAAAUGAUAAGGACAACAAGCGGCUCUACUUGCAGCUUCUCGAUAUCCGGCUGAAUGAGUCACCUAUUUUGGAGGAUAAGGUUGAAGAGGUUUUUGAACUUGUGAAGAGCAGUGAUCUUGAUGAAGACACAAAGCAAGGGUUCUCUGAGAGAAGAUUAGAAUUUCUUGAAGACCACUGUUCUAGCAUCACCAAGAUACUAUUGGCAAAUGAGGCUCAUGGCAAGCUGUACAAAUCCAACCCGUCUGUUGUCGGCUCUGCCACUGCCAAGAAGAGAGCAUCGGAGACAAGUGUUGAAUCCAAAACAAAAGUUGCUAAAACAGAAGGUGCAACAGACACCGCACAGCAUCUAUACCCAGCAGCAGUAGAGAGCUAUGAUGCAGGAUACUCUAGCGCAUACAGCACCUCUGCAGCAGCCGCUACUGCCUACAGCUAUGCCACCCAGACGCAGAACCAGUGGGCAGCAUACAGUGCUGCAGCUCAACCGGCAUAUGCUUACAACCAGUGGUACUACGGACAAACGACACCUACUCUUUAGCUUGGCUAGUUUUAACAGUUAAUUUCAGAAACGUUGUACAUAGUUUUUUUUUUGUAAAAAAAAAGUGCAUAAAAUGCAAGAUCAAUGACAAAAGUUGGUGUUCUACUGUACAAAGUUAAAGAUGUUGUAGACAGACAGGAAACUGCAUAAUAAAACAUGGUUUAUUGACAA
Molecule: messenger RNA, 2360 nt
Organism: Nematostella vectensis (starlet sea anemone)
Lineage: Eukaryota; Metazoa; Cnidaria; Anthozoa; Actiniaria; Edwardsiidae
Product: pre-mRNA-processing factor 39
Exons: 13
Coding region: 24-2189 (721 amino acids)
Biological process (GO): RNA processing; mRNA 5'-splice site recognition
Cellular component (GO): commitment complex; U1 snRNP; U2-type prespliceosome
Molecular function (GO): protein binding
Source: RefSeq, a predicted model, not a curated record